Messenger RNA from Didymella exigua CBS 183.55, 1103 nucleotides. RefSeq names its product lipase 2. The transcript is spliced from 3 exons. NCBI's taxonomy places the organism in Eukaryota, Fungi, Ascomycota, Dothideomycetes, Pleosporales, Didymellaceae. The coding region runs from base 278 to 1015 and encodes 245 amino acids. Gene Ontology annotation, molecular function: triacylglycerol lipase activity. The record is from RefSeq and is a predicted model, not a curated record.
GUCGCGUUCGAUACGUCACCGAGCUAACGGCGCGCGCCAAAGUAAGUUCGGGGCUCUGAGCCUCAACAUCAACACCACGAUGCGCCAGCCCCAAUGAUACGGCUAUGUAAUCGAGCGCCUUUUCGCUCUCACACACUACAUAAACCCCUCUUACACACUUCGACACAAUGGUCGGCCCCGCGCCAGUUCAGCAGCACAGCAUGGCGCAAAGAAGACCCGCGGAUCGAGUCUAUGAGCAGAGAGAUUACUGACGAGUUUGCGGUGAUUCGUGAAGACUAUGAAACACACAAUCGUCCUCGCACACGGUCUUCUCGGCUUCAGCGAACUUCGACUCGCAGGACAGUUUUUCCCUGGUCUCAAGUACUGGCGUGGUAUCACAGAGGCGCUCUCAGCCAAAGGCAUCGAGGUCAUUGUGGCGACUGUGCCACCCAGCGGCAGCGUCGAGGCAAGAGCAGCGAAGCUUGCGGAGAGCAUUGCCGCAGAGGCAAAAGGGAAGGAAGUCAACAUAAUCGCUCACAGUAUGGGAGGUCUCGAUUCGCGCUACAUGAUCAGCCAGCUCAAACCGGCCGAUUUCAAGAUCAUGUCUCUGACUACGAUCGCGACACCGCACCGAGGCUCUUCGUUCGCCGACUACAUGUUCGACACCAUUGGUCCUCGCCGGAUCAAGAGGAUAUACAAAGUCAUAGAGUACUUCGGGUUCGAGACAGGCGCGUUCUCGCAGCUUACACUGAAAUACAUGAGCGAGAGCUUCAAUCCGAGAACCCCGGAUAUUGAGGAUGUCAGAUACUUCUCGUAUGGCGCAUCUUUAGAGCCUGAGCGAUGGUCUGUCUUCGCUCCAUCACACGCGAUCGUCAAGCGAGAGGAGGGCAUCAAUGACGGUCUUGUGAGCGUCACUUCAAGUCGAUGGGGAGACUAUAAAGGAACACUAAUCGGUGUCAGUCACCUUGACUUAAUCAAUUGGACUAAUCGUAUGAAAUGGUGGUUCUGGAGUCUAACAGGGAAGAAGAGAAAGUAAGGCCCUUGUCUACAUUUCUGAGAACACAGUCGGCUGACAACGGGUAGUUUCAAUGCUAUCGCAUUAUAUCUAGACAUCUGUGGUAGGU